Messenger RNA from Cercocebus atys (sooty mangabey), 2418 nucleotides. It is a transcript of the gene GPR137, whose product is annotated as G protein-coupled receptor 137. The transcript is spliced from 7 exons. Gene Ontology annotation, cellular component: lysosomal membrane. Gene Ontology annotation, biological process: regulation of autophagy; negative regulation of osteoclast differentiation; positive regulation of TORC1 signaling. Bases 930 to 2120 code for a protein of 396 amino acids. The record is from RefSeq and is a predicted model, not a curated record. NCBI's taxonomy places the organism in Eukaryota, Metazoa, Chordata, Mammalia, Primates, Cercopithecidae.
GGAACUGGCGGCCCCCCAUACAAGUUAAGGCGGACCGCCCAGGCACAGCCCACCCGGGGAACCCCUGGAUGCGGCACGGCCCCCGCAAUUCGGCCGCCCUCCAGCCGCCUCCCGUAACCCCGGGCGCCCGCCAGCGGCGCAGCUCGCGCCAAUUCUCGUACGGUUUCACGCCGGGUGCGGCGCUGGACUGCGGAGUCGGUCGGGCCCCUGCGCAAUUUGCGUAGCGAACAGCGCCCGCGCAGGCGCAGGAGGGGGCGGAGCAGCGGGAGCCGGGGAGCCGGAGCCCCGGGUCCCCACGACCUGAGCCGGCUCUCCCAUCAGCGGCCUGAGGACCUGGCAUCCGCCUCCUCCCGCCCCUUGAGGCUGGAGAGUGGACGCGGUGGGGGGGGUGGGGCGGGGGGCAGCUUUCGAGAAUUACGAGGACAGAAGGCAGAGGCCCUCCCCAUCCGCAUUAUUGGAGGAGAGCCUCCCCCAGCUUGGGGAGGGGGAGAGCGGGGCAUUGGGCGCCCCCUGCAGCGGCCACUGCCCUGACCCGACGGGCAUCGGCUGGCUCUCCCCCUCCAGCCAGGACGACACGAGCGACCGAGGCCAGGGACUCCUCUCCUUGGGCCUCUGCAUCCCCCCAUCCCUGGCUCUGGGGUAGGCCCAGGGAGGAGACACCCCCAACCCCCACCCGGUCUGCCCUGGAGAGAAGAGACUGCCCUUCCAUGCCCCUGAGUGAGGGGCCUGGGGCCCAGGCUGUCCGUGUUCCCCAAGGGCAAGGGUCUCUCUGUUGAGGAGGAGGGGCCUGUCAGCCACAACUUCUUUCCUCCUCAGCGCCCCAUCUCCCUCUCUGCACCCUGCAAUUCCCAGCCCUCCGUAUUUAUUUCCCUGGCCCUGCCGACAGCCCCUCCUUCUCUGUCUCCGGGAUUCAGGCCUCCCUCCCUGACAUGGAGAGUAACCUGUCUGGCCUGGUGCCUGCUGCCGGGCUGGUGCCUGCACUGCCACCUGCUGUGACCCUGGGGCUGACGGCUGCCUACACCACCCUGUAUGCCCUGCUCUUCUUCUCCGUCUAUGCCCAGCUCUGGCUGGUGCUUCUGUAUGGGCACAAGCGUCUCAGCUAUCAGACGGUGUUCCUGGCCCUCUGUCUGCUCUGGGCUGCCUUGCGUACCACUCUCUUCUCCUUCUACUUCCGAGAUACUCCCCGCGCCAACCGCCUGGGGCCCUUGCCCUUCUGGCUUCUCUACUGCUGCCCCGUCUGCCUGCAGUUCUUCACCUUGACGCUUAUGAACCUCUACUUUGCCCAGGUGGUGUUCAAGGCCAAGGCGAAGCGUCGGCCGGAGAUGAGCCGAGGCUUGCUGGCUGUCCGAGGGGCCUUUGUGGGGGCCUCGCUGCUCUUUCUGCUGGUGAACGUGCUGUGUGCUGUGCUCUCCCAUCGGCGCCGGGCACAGCCCUGGGCCCUGCUGCUUGUCCGCGUCCUGGUGAGCGACUCCCUGUUCGUCAUCUGUGCGCUGUCUCUUGCUGCCUGCCUCUGCCUCGUCGCCAGGCGGGCCCCCUCCACUAGCAUCUACCUGGAGGCCAAGGGGACCAGUGUGUGCCAGGCGGCCGCGAUGGGUGGAGCCAUGGUCCUGCUCUAUGCCAGCCGGGCCUGCUACAACCUGACAGCACUGGCCUUGGCCCCCCAGAGCCGGCUGGACACCUUCGAUUACGACUGGUACAAUGUGUCUGAUCAGGCGGACCUGGUAAAUGACCUGGGGAACAAAGGCUACCUGGUAUUUGGCCUCAUCCUCUUCGUGUGGGAGCUGCUGCCCACCACCCUGCUGGUGGGCUUCUUCCGGGUACACCGGCCCCCACAGGACGUGAGCACCAGCCACAUCCUCAAUGGGCAGGUCUUUGCCUCCCGGUCCUACUUCUUUGACCGGGCUGGGCACUGUGAAGAUGAGGGCUGCUCCUGGGAGCACAGCCGGGGUGAGAGCACCAGUAUGUCAGGCAGUCUAGGCUCUGGGAGCUGGUAUGGCGCCAUCGGGCGUGAGCCGGGCUGGUAUGGGGGCAGCCAGACGAAGACCACUCCUCUGCUCUUCUCCCAGGUGCCAGGACCAGGCGGCCACCACCACAGUCUCUACUCCACCCCACAGACGUGAUCCCCUUCCCUCCCCCACAGAAUACCCAGGCCCCAGUCCCCGUCACCCUAAGCCCCUGUGCCAAGUUUGCCACUUCUUGCCCAGGAUCCUGGGGGUCGUGGCUGCCCCCUCCUCUGGCCAGCUCCUUGCUGCUCCUGUCAUAGUGAGCUUGUGCCGUCCCCCUAGGAUGGGGGCAUGGCCCUGGCUGCCAGAUGCCCACAGCACCCUGGCAUGACCUGCCACCUCCGCUUCCACACCGGAGCCAGCUACCUCUCCUGUGCCUGCCACUCAAUAAACAGUGUCUGCGCCCCACAGUUGU